Molecule: messenger RNA, 3785 nt
Organism: Contarinia nasturtii (swede midge)
Lineage: Eukaryota; Metazoa; Arthropoda; Insecta; Diptera; Cecidomyiidae
Gene: GckIII
Product: serine/threonine-protein kinase 24
Exons: 11
Coding region: 1345-3261 (638 amino acids)
Biological process (GO): protein phosphorylation
Molecular function (GO): protein kinase activity; ATP binding
Source: RefSeq, a predicted model, not a curated record
UGAUUUUUUUCUGGCAAAUCAAAACAUCAUUGUCAAAGUGCGUCUGAAAAAAAUGUGUGCGAUAAUUCGAUCAUUGCGUAAAACAUAACGAUAGAACGUACAUCAACAACAAAACUGUUCGUUUAUACUUCCAAUGAACUUUCUGCUGCUGCUGCUGUCUAGCUUUGCCUGCUGACAAUAUUUUCCAUGAUAGAGACUUGUCUGAAAUGUCAAAAAAAAUAUAAACGUAAUACACAUACUUCAUAAUAGUUGAACAUUAAAUUAGCUACCAUUCGAAAUGAGAAAAACACAUACAAACACAUAGAGAGAGAGAAAAGCAUAGCGAGUGUGAAGUGAAUAAGCGAAAAAAAUAAUAAUCAAAAACUAGUAGUGAAGCGAAGAAAAUUCAGAAAAGUCAAGAAAACGACUCUCGUCAGUGCACAAAAAUUUGGAUCAAACUCAAUAAACAAAAAAAAAGAAGAAAUAAUCUCGCGGUGACAGAUGCAAAUGCAUGAACACACAGUGAAUAAACAAGAGAAAAAAAGUGUUUGUAUGAAUAUAUAAAAUAGACGGAAGACAAGGGGACGACUGAAAUUCAAUGUAGUUCGGAAUGCUUUUGAAGUCGAUUCGAAUUGGCUAGUGUCCGAGAAAAGCGCGGUGUUUGUGUGCGUUUGAUUUUUCUUACUGUGAUUUUUGUUUUGUCAUGAAAAUCUAAUGGAAAUUUUAAAAUUCAAAACCAUAUAGUUUUCGCGGAAUAGAAUUGAUUGAAAAAAACGCACCGAAUCAAAGGCAAAUAAGCCGCGCAAUUAUUUCAAGUGCUUGAUAUUGUUCUGUGAUCGUGACAAUAAUGGAUGUAAUUGCCAGUGUUGAAAAAGUUAAUUUGUAAUUAAAUUCGUAGCGAAGAUAGAAGUUUGUUUUUUGUUUCAAGAUAUACACAGUUUUUGAAAACGCGCUUCAAUUCGCUCAAAAGGAAUCAUUGCAGUCGCAGCUUUUUAUGUCGUAUUUAUAAUUUUUCUUCGUUAUUUUAGUUUCAUUCUUCUUCCAUUUUAUUUUUCGGUUGAAAAAAUUUUUUGAAAUUUUUUUUUAUUUUGUGUGACAGUGAAGAAGAUAGAGAAGAAAAUUCCGACUUCCGUUUUUUAUGUGCCUCAUAUUAUUAUUCUUUUUAUUCGUUGAAACCACUUAAUUUAUGUGCCAGAUCAACGAAAACCGCAGAUUCGUUUUAAUCAACAUUUUUUUGUGAACAAAGCUUUUUAUUUUAUUUGCCUAACAAAAUAUCUUAAAAGUGCGACAAAAUACAUCAUAAGCUGAUUUUACUUAUUCCACAUCGUGCUUCUACUGCUGUUGCUAUCGGAUUAAAACGUCAACAUGGCUUGGACAGAGAAAGUCGACCCAGAGCUGAUUUUUACGAAACAAGAGCGAAUCGGAAAAGGUUCAUUCGGUGAAGUGUUUAAAGGAAUCGACAAUCGAACGCAGCAGGUGGUAGCCAUUAAAAUCAUUGAUUUGGAAGAAGCUGAAGAUGAAAUCGAAGAUAUACAACAGGAAAUUAUGGUACUGUCACAGUGUGACUCACCGUUUGUUACAAAAUACUUUGGGUCUUUCCUUAAGGGUACGAAACUAUGGAUUAUUAUGGAGUAUUUGGGCGGUGGAUCAGCGUUAGAUUUAAUGAAAGCUGGUUCAUUCGAAGAGAUGCAUAUUGCCAUUAUAUUGCGUGAAGUUCUCAAAGGUUUAGAUUAUCUGCACUCGGAACGUAAAUUACACAGAGAUAUAAAGGCUGCCAAUGUAUUGCUCAGUGAAAUGGGUGACGUAAAAUUGGCCGAUUUUGGUGUGGCCGGUCAAUUGACAAAUACAACAUCCAAACGAAAUACAUUUGUUGGAACGCCAUUUUGGAUGGCGCCCGAAGUAAUCAAACAAUCAAUGUACGAUUCAAAAGCCGAUAUCUGGUCACUGGGAAUAACGGCCAUUGAAUUGGCCAAAGGUGAACCGCCCAAUUCGGAAUUACAUCCAAUGCGUGUACUGUUUUUAAUCCCAAAAAACAAUCCACCACAACUUACUGGCAACUAUACAAAGUCAUUCAAGGAAUUUGUUGAAGCUUGUUUGAACAAAGAACCGGAAAAUCGGCCGACAGCUAAAGAGCUUCUCAAGUUUCAAUUCAUUAAGAAAGCCAAAAAGAAUUCGUACCUCAUCGAUUUGAUCGAUCGAUAUAAAAAGUGGAAAACACAAAAAGGCGAAGAGAGUGAAACUGAAUCGGAAAAUUCAGACUCAGAGGAAUCAAAGCCAGACAGUGACUUAGAUGAGCCAUGGAUAAUGACCGUGAAGGGAAACAAUUUCAAUAAUUCAAAUAAACAGGGCGCUGCCAUAUUGAGCGGUGAUGAGGCAAUUUUAUCAACAUCGCCAUAUAAACAUAACGGUUCAAGUAAUUCGUUAACUAGGGAUUCAAAUCUAAAUCAUUACAAAGUUAAUCAGCAGUCAAGGCCUUCAACAACAACAUCAACAGCAACAACAAUUACAACCAAUGCCGUAUCGCAUGCGAUAUCGAUAGAAAAUCAUGACAAUAGCAAGGAACGUGAUCUGUCACAGUCUCCAAACCACUCGAAAUCGAUUCCAUUGUCACCGCAAAAGGAGAAAGAAAAGCACAUUGAACGACAUAGGAAGGAUGACGAUGACGGAUGGGAAUACGACACGAAGGAAAAAGAGCGAGAUGAACGAGAGCGUGAACGCGAAAAGGAGCGUGAACAACGGGAAAGAGAACGAGAAAGAGAGCGUGAAAGAGAACGAGAACGUGAACGAGAAUCACGCUCCGAAAUUUUGCGCGAGAAAAAACAACAGCAGGCUGAGCAACCAUCGUCAAAUAGCGAUGAACGACGAUCGUCGAGUUUGCGACGCGAAAAUCGUGACAGUGUCAAGGAAAUUUCUCAAAAUGGUAACAAUGGAAAUGUAUCGUCUAGCAAGAGUAUCACAAAUAUUGCACCGUCAACACCACAGAAAACUGGUCGUAUGUCGAAUGGAAACAUGAGCAGUGGCAAUGUGAACAGUGUCAUAUUUCCGCUUCUGUCGGAUAUUCAAAAGAAAUAUCAUUAUUCUGGUAAAAAUGCAUCGGCAGUGGAUAUAAUCGAUUUGCAGAGUGCAUUUGAAAUGGCCGAACGAAGCUGUCCAGGCAUUAGUGAUUUAUUCGUAAAAGAAAUUAUUCACAAAUUAAUACCUGGCUAUAGUGAAACUCGAAUAAAUACGCUUAUUGAGAAAGUUUUGCGGAAAAAUCUACAAAGAAGCAACACUAAUAUCUAGGCGAAAACAAUUUUUUUCCUUGUUUGAAAAUUCUAUUUAUCUUCGUUUUUGUUUGAAAUUGUUGUGUAUUAUAGCGAAACAGAGAGAAGAAGAAGAAGAAGAAAAAGUGAAGUGCAGCAACAUCCGUCGUGUAUCCUUAGAUAUCUUCAACAGAAUCAACGUUCACAACUCCCAAAAAGUCAAUAGAUUUAUUAUUAUAUCGUUUUAUUCAAAUUGAGUAGAGUCGAUUUGGGAGGCCUUUUCAUUCUUCGAACGAAAAACAGUGCCCAAAUCAGUACAUGUGCAAAAUCGAUAGAAUAUUUUCCUAAUGCGAUACAAUAAAAAACAAAACAAACAAAAAUACGCAUUGAACAUAGCAAAGAAGAACUGUAACAGAGCAGAAAUGGCAAAAAAACUGGUUAUUUUUUUAAAUUGACUUAACACGAUAAAUAGCGUGUAGAAAUUUACAAAUCACACUUGACAUUUGAAUUUAAAAUAAUAAUAAUAAUAAAAAAAACAAAUAGACAUCCAAAAAUGAAAAACUU